AUGUCGCGAUCAUCAUUCUUCUCUCGUUCCCCACGGGACCGCAAUCCUCUCCUCCCUCAACACUCCCGCGAGGAGUCAUACUCUCUCCGGGACUUGUCGCCCCGGGGGUCACAAAGCCCACGAGCUUCUCCUUCUCCUCCGCCUUCAUUCUAUCGCUCCAAGAACAACGACGAUGCCCAUAACCCCUCCACAUCUCGUUCGCCCGGAACACGAGAACGAAGGAUCCAGUUCGCUGCGCCGCCGCCGCCGAUAGCUACGAGUGUUGUUUUACCACCAGUACAACAUCCAAGUCAACAUGCGAACUCUACAAAUUAUAGUUGGGGCGCGGAAUCUUCGUCGCGGGGUUAUAAUGCAGGGAAUAGGGUUGGAGGUGUACACAUCAGAAGUAACACUGCCAGUGUAGAUCCUUUACUUGGUCUGGAAAGGCGGGAAAAGGCUAUACAUCAGGAAUUACAGAUGUUACUCGAUGCACAAUCUGCGGGUCUGGUGCAGGGCUUUGGGGGUGAGGUUGGUUCCAAGUCGAGCAUAGACGGGAGCUCCGAUGCGGGGAGCAGCACGCCGACAUCGAGGUCGGCGCAGAGAAGUUCGAGCCUACAUAAUGGAAAGAAUCGGGGCAUUGUGCCGGUUAGGCAGCCAAAGAAGAAGCAAAUUAGCUUAAGGGGCGCGAGGAGGGGUUUGCUGACGGAUAUGGAGGAACUGGUUGGAAUAAAGACAGAUGAAGUUGGCAUUUUAACUAGUGAGAUUGAGACGAGAAACGAGGUUUUAAAACAAGUUGAUGUUUGGGAGAAGCGGAUAGAGGGCGCAAGAAAGCAGCUGAGCAGAUAUAGUGCGAGCGGAGACCAGGGAAAUGGAAGCGAUGAAGAGGCUAGGGAGCUCGCGGAGCUAAGGACCGAGGAGCAAGCCGUCGACAAUGAGAUUCGAGAGGUUGAGGAGAGGCUGGCGGAGAUGAAGGCAAGGAAACGAUGGCUAGGGGAGCAGAUUCAAGAGGGGGUGAACAGGCAGGAAGCAAAAUUGAGCAGCUAUCAGGGUGCGCUGAAGGAGGCUGAGUCGGAAGUAAAGCAAUUCCUUAAACGGCCUCCCGUCCCAGUAUCCGUUAUUAUGGGCAACGAAGCUGGGUUUAUGGCGUUGCCCUCUAGUAGGAGAACCUUGAGCAUGGCGAGAGAAUGGUGGAACAAAGAGCUUUCCCAGCUACACGCCCGGAAGCAGGAUGUCGGAAACGAGAAGGCGGCACUGGAUGAGGGUGCUCAGCUCUGGCAGGAUGCAAUUCAAGUUGUGACAGAGUUCGAGGACGGCUUGAGGAAACAGAUGGCCAGCGGUGAUCCUCAGAACACCACUCUGCUUAAGAAGCAAAUAGGGAAGAUGGGAGAUGUCAUUAGCAAACUCGAGAAAUCCGCAGCCACGGCCGAAGAACGAGGGUGGAAUCUAUUAAUUUGUGCUAUUGGUGCCGAGCUUGAGGCAUUUAGAGAGGGAGAGGGCAUCCUGCAAGGAGCUUUAGAAGCGACUGGCAGUGAUAACGAGCUGGGGCAGGAAGAAACGCUCGAUACCAGCGUACCUAAUGAGUUGAGUGGGAAAACAAGGGAACUUAACCGGGACGACAGCACUGAGCGAGAAGAUAGCGAAGAUGAUGGUCCGAAUUUGGAAGAAUUGCUGGUUGAGCAUGGGAGUGCGGAUGAGACCUCUUGA
Venustampulla echinocandica is the source of this 1683-nucleotide messenger RNA. RefSeq lists its product as uncharacterized. NCBI's taxonomy places the organism in Eukaryota, Fungi, Ascomycota, Leotiomycetes, Helotiales, Pleuroascaceae. The record is from RefSeq and is a predicted model, not a curated record. The coding region runs from base 1 to 1683 and encodes 560 amino acids. The transcript has a single exon.